Molecule: messenger RNA, 777 nt
Organism: Carya illinoinensis
Lineage: Eukaryota; Viridiplantae; Streptophyta; Magnoliopsida; Fagales; Juglandaceae
Product: dihydropyrimidinase-like
Exons: 8
Coding region: 1-705 (234 amino acids)
Biological process (GO): pyrimidine nucleobase catabolic process
Cellular component (GO): cytosol
Molecular function (GO): dihydropyrimidinase activity
Source: RefSeq, a predicted model, not a curated record
AUGGAGAUCCUGGCUUCGGCUAUCCAGGAGGUGCAUAUGGGAGUCGUGGCGGGUACUCAAGCCAUAGAAGUUACCCAAGAAGGCGAUGCCACUAUCGUUGUGAUUGCCACGGAUACCGUUAUGCACCAGGCUGCCAAAGGAUUAGUCAGUAGUUCUAACAUCAGUACUAAGAGCAGGGUAGCUGCUUGUACCUGCUUUCUGCUGGAAGGAGAGGCAACUGCUCAAGCAAUUCGUUUGGCAGGUUUUGUUAAUACUCCUCUCUAUGUAGUUCAUGAAUCCAAACUGCCGAAUCAUGGACAUAACAAGGCCCUUCAAGCUGCCCUUUCGACUGGAGUUUUGCAACUUGUAGGAACCGAUCAUUGUUCCUUUAAUUCUACACAGAAAGCACUAGGGAUUGAUGAUUGCCAAAAAAUUCUUAAUGGUGUCAAUGGUAUUGAGGAGAGAAUGCAUCUUGUAUGGGAUACAAUGGUGGAAUCUGGCCAAAUUUCUGUUACUGAUUAUGUUCGGGGGAUGAGCACAAUAUGUGCUAGAAUCUUCAAUAUAUAUCCUACAAAAGUAGCAAUUCUUCCUGGAUCUGAUGCAGACAUAAUUAUACUCAACCCAAACUCAAGCUUGGAAAUAUCUGCAUUGUCCCACCACUCUAGGUCAGAUACAAACGUUUAUGAGGGAAGGAAAGGAAAGGUAAUCUCUUUAGCUCUAUUGUAGUUGAUCUGUGGAUGAUAAAUGAAUUAUGGAGUAGGUUGGUAUGUAUAUGUAUGUAUGUAUUUGCACCUAUGA